This is a messenger RNA of Dichomitus squalens LYAD-421 SS1, 1367 nucleotides long. RefSeq names its product Metallo-dependent hydrolase. The transcript has 5 exons. Gene Ontology annotation, biological process: inosine biosynthetic process; adenosine catabolic process. Lineage: Eukaryota; Fungi; Basidiomycota; Agaricomycetes; Polyporales; Polyporaceae. The record is from RefSeq and is a predicted model, not a curated record. Gene Ontology annotation, molecular function: adenosine deaminase activity. Bases 153 to 1211 code for a protein of 352 amino acids.
AUCGACCGAACGACCUCACGGUCGCCCAGCAGGUCUUAAGGCCUUGCGCUCUGUCAUUUGCCCGCGUUUCGAACUCGGGGGACUCGGAGUGCUCAGGCUCAGCUCCCUGUAAACUCUAAGAAUCGUGUUUGCAAUCAUUCGUAAAACUCAGGAUGGUGCACACUGUCCACGGACCUGCUGCAAACGCCCUCGCCAGCCUAACGCCGCACCAGCUGGACUUCUUGAAGAAGCUUCCAAAAGCCGAGCUGCACGCCCACCUCAACGGUUCGAUCCCCUUCCCCAUUCUCCAGCAGCUUGCUCAAGAGCGCGAGACCUCGCUCGCUCACGCAGAUGAGAUAUCCAACGUCCCAGAAAUCGUGCGCGCAGGGCUCGAGAAGCUCAAAGCCGGCGUCGUCCUCGACCAGCUGCACGAUUUCUUCGACCUCUUCCCCGCCAUCUACGCGCUCACUUCUAACCCCGCGGCCCUUGCCCGCGCCACACGCGGCGUCUUAGAGCACUUCCUCGAAGAGCAGGACGGCUGCCCGCAAGCGGCGUACAUCGAGCUCCGCAGCAUCCCUCGCGAGACACCGGAGAUGACCCGCCGGAAGUACAUCGAGACGGUGCUGGACGAGAUCGAGCGGUAUCCGCCCGAGCGAGCGGCGUACAUCGUCGCGCUCGACCGUCGAAUGGAAUCCCGCUUCGCCGCGGAGUGUGUCCAGCACGCCAUCGAACUCAAGAACGCCGGGAGACGUAUCGUCGGCAUCGAUCUCUGCGGCGACCCUACGGCAGGCAAUAUCACUGAGUUUGCGCAAUACUUCCGACAGGCCAAAGAAGCCGGGCUGGGUCUGACCCUGCAUAUCGCCGAGGUGAAGGAAUGCCCGCCCACAGAGACCCUCCAGCUGUUGUCAUUCAAGCCCGACCGGCUCGGGCACGCAACGUUUCUAGACGAUGAGGCCAAGAGGAUCGUACACACCGACGAGAUGUGCAUUGAAAUUUGCCUUUCGUCAAACCUCUUAUGCAAGACGGUGCCCACGUUAGAUGUCCACCAUAUUCGCUACUACCUCAGUCAUAACCACCCAAUCGCGAUAUGCACUGAUGAUAUCCUCCCCUUCCGCAACUCCCUGGUCGGUGAAUACGCACUUCUCAUGGCGACGCCGCCAUUGGGCCUCGGACUCGAGGAAUCAGAGAUUGAGAAAAUUGCCAAGAUGGGCAUGAACUCUCGUUUCCGAUAAGCGGAAGCGAACAAGGACGUCGUUUACUGCGGUUUUACCUAGGACUACGGAGACGGAGAAGGACAGCGUGAACGGCUAGAUUGGCUCUGGUGGUAUUGUACGACAGAGAUGCUCCACUCGUGUACUUCGCCGUAUCCACCACUAUAGAGGCGCAUA